This is a messenger RNA of Alternaria rosae, 2350 nucleotides long. Its product is annotated as amino acid permease-domain-containing protein. Gene Ontology annotation, molecular function: transmembrane transporter activity. Lineage: Eukaryota; Fungi; Ascomycota; Dothideomycetes; Pleosporales; Pleosporaceae. The record is from RefSeq and is a predicted model, not a curated record. Gene Ontology annotation, cellular component: membrane. Gene Ontology annotation, biological process: transmembrane transport. Bases 371 to 1984 code for a protein of 537 amino acids. The transcript is spliced from 4 exons.
GGGCCACGCACAGUGUGCCGCGACGCUCCUGUUGGUUGACAUGUGCACCGGAGCAUAUUUGCACCAUUGGACCCUGGCUCCGCUCGAGAAGAAAAGAUGCCGGGUAAGUGGUGAAGGGGGUUUAGGUCUAGUGGACCCCACUUCUUCGUGGAAGCGGCAGACAAGGCAUUUCGCAGCGGCUGGACGAGCCCAUCUCGCUGCAUGCAUGUGCACGUCUUUUCGUGCCCAUGUGGGCAAUCCCUUCUUUUUACUUCCAUCGCACCGUUUUCGCUUGUUCGUUUGCGUUUACUGUUCCUGUUUCUUGGGUCCCUUUUUUAUUGAGGUGCUGCGUUCCUGCAUAUAGGCAUUGUUAUCAGGCGCGCGACUGGGUAUGGCUGCUUACGAAGCUCAGCCGCUUGGCAGUAUGGAUAAGCAAGCUACGUUGGAGUCGCGGGCGAAUGCGUCGCGGUCGCUGGAUGGGGAUGAGAGUCAGGAGUAUCAUGAGUCUCUGAGGGGUUUCACGAGGGCUGAUCGCGCGGAUAUGGAGCGCAUGGGCAAGGUGCAAGAGUUGAAAAGAAAUUAUCGGCCGUUGUCUGCGUUGGCGUUUACCGUUAUCUUGCAGGGGACUUGGGAAGUGCUUUUGACUGCAACAUACCAAGGCCUUCUCGAUGGAGGUCCAGCAGGUCUUAUCUGGAGUUUUGUCUGGACAUGGUUCGGCUUCAGCACUGUCAUGCUGUCACUAGCAGAGAUGGCAUCUAUGGCACCGACCGCUGGUGGCCAGUACCACUGGGUCUCUGAGUUCUCACCUCCAAGCGUCCAGAAGCCAUUCAGCUACUUCAUCGGAUGGAUGUCAACACUGUCAUGGCAAGCCGGUACGGCGUCCGGACCUUUCCUUGUCGGAACCUUGAUCCAAGCCUCCGUCAUCGUCAUGUACCCAGAAUAUGAACCUACCAACUGGCAGGGAACGCUCAUGGUUAUUGCCGUGACCUUUUUGGUCUGGGUCCUCAAUAUCUGGGGCUCGAAGGCUAUGCCUAUUUUCCAGAACGUCAUGUUAGUCGUCCAUGUAUUCGGUUUCUUGGCCAUCAUCAUCGUCUUCUGGGUUCUGUCGCCUCGGGCUACUGCCGAAGUCACCUUUACGCAGUUCAAGAAUGGUGGGAACUGGAGUACGAAUGGGCUAGCUCUUAUGGUGGGUCAAGUGUCAGCCAUCUACGCGUGUAUCUGCUCCGACUCCGCAGCCCACAUGGCCGAAGAGAUCAAAGACGCCGGCAAGACCGUCCCCCGCGCCAUGAUCGGCGCAUACCUCAUGAACGGCUCCCUCGGAAUAGUCUUCCUAAUCAGCUACAUGUUCAUGAUCACCGACGUCGACGCCGCACUCGCAGAGGACUACCCUCACAUGUGGGUUUUCGCCCAAGCCGUAAACUCCGGCGGUGUCGUAGCCCUCAACGCCAUCCCCACCGUGCUUAUCUUCGCCGGCACACUGACUUUCAACUUGUCGACUUCGCGCCAGACCUGGGCUUUCGCUAGAGACAAGGGUCUGCCAUUCAGCAAAUGGAUCGGCCAUGUUGAUCCAAAGUUGGAAAUUCCGGCGAACGCUGUGACGGUGACUUGUCUUAUUACGGUUGCGCUGAGUCUGAUUAAUAUUGGAUCUGAUACUGCUUUUAACGCUAUCAUCUCCCUCAACGUCGUAGCCCUCAUGAUAACAUACAUGUUCUCCAUCGGCGCCGUCCUCUACCGCCGCAUCCGCCACCCCGAACUCCUCCCCAACUGCCGCUGGUCCCUCGGAAAGUGGGGAGUACCCAUCAACAUCGGAGGAGUCUUGUACUCUACUCACGCUUUCUUCUGGUGCUUCUGGCCCGAGUCUACGCCUAUAGAAUUGGCGUACUUUAACUGGGCUGUUGUUAUGUUUGUUGGUGUGGCUAUUCUGAGUGGUAUCGAUUAUGCUAUUCGUGGACGUAAGCAAUAUAAGGGGCCUGUUGUGCUUGUCGAUGGGUUCAAGGGCGAAUGACAGAUACGUGGUUUAGAACGAAGGGGUGAAGAAGAGGAAGGCGAGGGCGAUGAGUUACUUGGGUUUGAUGCUAAUAGAUCUGACGAUGAAGAUGAAGAUGAAGAUUGAAUAUAGACUUUUACUCCACUUAACUUGGUCUAAAUGCCAUGCGAAUCGAAUGGUCGUACGCAUGUGACACGGACUCAUAGUACCGUUGAUCAUUGUGAUUGACGCACCAGCGGCCUUGGUAUCCGUUCAUUUAUAUUCACCGGCGGAGGCCUAAUGUGGGGGUAUAGUCGAGAAGCGGUCAAACACGCGACUUUCCGGUAGCUGUAACCGACACCAGGCUGUCUUUGAACGCCGUUGGGUAGUCAGGUCCUUCGUUGC